Molecule: messenger RNA, 7045 nt
Organism: Pogoniulus pusillus (Red-fronted tinkerbird)
Lineage: Eukaryota; Metazoa; Chordata; Aves; Piciformes; Lybiidae
Gene: COL18A1
Product: collagen type XVIII alpha 1 chain
Exons: 45
Coding region: 1-6108 (2035 amino acids)
Biological process (GO): angiogenesis; extracellular matrix organization; endothelial cell morphogenesis
Molecular function (GO): protein binding; extracellular matrix structural constituent conferring tensile strength
Source: RefSeq, a predicted model, not a curated record
AUGGGGACCCCAGACCCACCGGCGCUGGAGUUCACCGAGGUUCCGGUGUACCAGUAUGCCGUGGGAGGCGCCCCGAGGACACCGGUAUCCCGAGGGCACCGGUACCGCGAGGAUCUCGGUACUGCGAGGACCCCCGGAGCCGCCUCGGCACCGAAGGCUCCAGUGCCGCCAAGGCUGGGGAGCGUGGGUAUGCCGUGCCCCCCGCGGCGGCUGCUUCUCGGGCUCUUUGUCCUGCUGGUCCCCGUCGCUUCCCAGGAGCCCGGGAAGACUAAAAGGAAGUCCCCAAAUGACGUAUCCAGUAUGGCUCGCCCCCAGUAUGGCUCGCCCCCAGCCCCCAGUAUGGCUCGCCCAGCCUUUCCAGGCCGCCCCCCCUUUGAACCCAGUGUGCUCCCGGAGUCUGACUGGGGCAAAACUCCUGCCUCUUCCCUGCUUUCCUUCGUCUGGCCUCUCCAUUGCGCUCUCCGAAGCAACGGGGCUCGUUUUCCCUUCCUGAUGGCCCCACCUCGCUUUGGCUUUCUGCUCCUUCUGGCUUGCUGCUUCUCCUCUUCUGAAACACAGCUCCUGGACUGGAUCUGGGGCAGCACGAAGACCACGGAAAGCCCAGCAGCACCCGGUGAGAGAACCACAGUGAUGGAAUCCCUUACCUCUGCAGCAGCUCCCACCCACAGUGUGCCCCCAGGAAUGGUGGGUGGCCAAAUGGUGAGAGAAGUCACCACCCCACAGUACCAGGAGCCAGAUACUGGUACAGCAGCACCUGCAAGCAAGGAAACCACAACUGAAAAUGCCAAGCAGUUGGACGGGAAUGCCAUGGGGCUGGUGGAGAGCAUGUCAUGGCCAAGCAUCACUCCUCCCCACAGCAUGUCACCUGCUGCUGGCCAGGAUGCAGCCAGCAGCUCCACCAAGAACCCACAUCUCCUGGGGACAGUGACCACCAAGGACCCUCAGCUCCUGGGGUCAAGGACUACUGAGGACUCACAACUCCUAGAGUCAAGGACCACUGAGGACCUGCAGCUCCUGGGGUCAGGGACCGCUGAGGACCUGCAGCUCCUGGGUACAGGAGCCACAAAGGACCCACAGCUCUUAAGGUCAGGGACCACUGAGGACCUGCAGCUCCUGGGGUCAGGGACCGCUGAGGACCUGCAGCUCCUGGGGACAGGAGCCACAAAGGACCCACAGCUCUUAAGGUCAGGGACCACUGAGGACCUGCAGCUCCUUGGGACAGAAGCUACCAAGGAUCCACAGUUCCUGAGGUCGAGGACCACUGAGGACCCACAGCUCCUGGGAACAGGGGUCACAGAGAACCUGCAACUCCUGGGAACAGGGGCCACUAAGGACCCACCGUUCCUGGGGAUGAAGAACACCGAGGACCUGCAGCUGCUGGGGACGGGGACCCCUGUGGCAAUGGGGACACAGGUGUCCUUGCAGAGACCAACGGGUCCCCGGCCAGGUAGUGCCCCUUUUCUUUUCUCACCAGGUGGCAGUUCCCGUGAGCAGGCUGUGCCACCCUGGGACCCCACAGCACAACUGCCCCAACAUGGCCGUGGAGCGUUUCCCACCCUACCAAAGCUGUGGCAUGGCACCAGCCACCCAGGGCUGGUGGUGGCUGGCACAAAUGGCAGUCGGAGCCCUCCUUUGCCCAACAGGAGGGCAGAUAAUGGUGUGGAUCCUCCUCUUGCUGAUAACUCCAGUCCUCUCAAGUUUGAUUUACUAACCGCUGCUGCGCGACUCUACGGUAGUGGUGGCACAGGGCUCCCAUCCUAUCCUGGACUGUUGCCAGCAGCCGGACGUUGCCUUCCCAUCUUGACCCGCCUGCCCUUCUGCAGCGUGCUGGGCACCAACCAUUUCAGAUUACCAAAUUACCUCCACCACAGCAGCGAGGUGGAAAUUCAGGCAGCUUUGCAUGAGUGGGAGGGGCUGCUUGAAUCGCGGUGCCAUCGCUUCGUGGAGUGGUUUCUCUGCUUGCUCCUGCUCCCUGGGUGUAGUGCCUCGAUCCCCAUAACCCCCCCACCAUGUCAAGGCUUCUGUGAGGCUGUCAGAGACCUGUGUUGGAUGCACUUGGCUGGUGGGCAGCUGCCUCUGCCUUGUGAUGCUCUCCCCAAGGAGGACGAUGGGUAUUCUUGUGUCUUUAUUAAUGCUUCUGCAGAGAACCUGAGCACUGAGGUCAGCCUGCUGGAGCUGAUUGGAGACCCCCCUCCAGAGGAAAUCCUCAAAAUUUAUGGCCCUGACAACAACCCUGGCUACGUCUUUGGCCCCAAUGCCAACACGGGUCAAGUGGCCCGGUACCACUUGCCAAGCCCUUUCUUCCGGGACUUUUCCAUCCUAUUCCACAUCCAGCCCACCACCCCGCGAGCUGGUGUGCUCUUUGCUAUCACGGACUCCUCGCAAAGCACCAUCUACGUGGGCAUCAAGCUCUCAGAGCUGCGGGCAGGCAAGCAGCAGAUCAUCUUCUACUAUACAGAACCAGGCUCACCGACCUCCAAUGUGGCAGCCACCUUCACUGUGCCUACCUUGCUCAACCAGUGGACGCGUUUCGCCAUCAGCGUGGAGGAGGAUGAAGUCAUCCUCUAUCUGGACUGUGAGGAGCAUGAACGGGUCCGCUUUGAGCGCUCCCCAGAUGAGAUGGAGCUGGAAGAGGGCUCUGGGCUCUUUGUUGCUCAAGCUGGAGGAGCUGAUCCAGAUAAAUACCAGGGGGUGAUUGCUGAUUUGAAGCUAUUAGGGGACCCAAGGGCAGCUGAGCGCCAGUGUGAGGAAGAGGAUGACGAUGCUGAAGAGGUCUCAGGUGAUUUUGGCAGUGGGGCAGAAGGUGGACACCGACCUCUGGGGAAAGUCGGGGGUGUCCCAGGGCUGGUGGAUGCUGUCCCUGUCACUUCUCCCCCUGUGGUGGUGGGCAGUGGGGGCUCCCCACAGCAAGCAGAGAGGACCAGAGCAGAGGAGACACUGCGGGGCUCCACGGGAGGCACUGGCCCCAAAGGUGAGAAAGGAGAAAAGGGUGAACGUGGCCUGAAAGGGGACAUGGGGACUGGUGGCAUUGUGAGGACAGGCAGUGUCAAAGGUGAAAAGGGAGAGAAAGGAGAACUGGGCGUUAAGGGCAGCGCUGGAUUUGGCUACCCCGGUUCCAAGGGCCAGAAAGGCGAACCUGGUGACCCUGGCCCCCCCGGAACCCUCUCACAGCACACUGAUGGCUCAGUGGAGCAGGUCACUGGUCCCCCAGGGCCACCAGGGAGAGACGGAGCCCCUGGCAGGGAUGGCGAACCUGGUGAUCCCGGUGAGGACGGCAAACCCGGUGAUAUGGGGCCCCAGGGGUUCCCUGGAAUGCCAGGGGAGCCUGGUCUGAAGGGAGAGAAGGGUGACCCAGGCAUGGGGCCUAGGGGACCCCCUGGACCACCUGGACCCCCAGGACCACCAGGACCCUCCUUCAAGCAUGACAAGCUGACCUUCAUCGACAUGGAGGGUUCUGGCUUCACUGGCGAACUGGAGACCCUGCGGGGUCCACGAGGGCCACCUGGCCCCCCAGGACCACCAGGUGUGCCUGGUUUGCCAGGUGAGCCAGGACGAUUUGGGAUGAACCACACAGGCCUGCCAGGACCACCAGGGCUGCCAGGCAGGGAUGGGAUCCCUGGACCACCAGGGCCAGUGGGUCUUCAGGGUCCUCCUGGACGAGAUGGGACACCUGGGCAGCCAGGGCCCAAAGGAGAGCGGGGUGACAUGGGCGACCUUGGCCUCCCUGGUGCGCCAGGACCCAAGGGCAGCAAGGGAGAAACAGGACCACCAGGAGCUCCCGGAGAAACUGGCUUAGCUGGUCUGCCUGGGCCCAUCGGACCCCGUGGGCAGCCAGGACCUCCAGGGCCCCCAGGACCUCCAGGGCCAGGCUACGAGGCUGGAUUUAGCGACAUGGAGGGAUCUGGGCUACCGUUCGCCACUGGCUCCCCUGGGCCACGUGGACCUGAAGGACCACAGGGAGUCCCAGGACUACCAGGAGUGAAGGGGGAGGUCGGCAGUCCUGGGCAGCCUGGCUUGCCUGGAAUGAAGGGGGAUGCUGGUGUGCCUGGUGUGGACGGCCGCCCUGGCCUGGAGGGCUUCCCUGGCCCACAGGGACCCAAAGGUGACAGAGGCAGCCCUGGUGAGAAGGGUGAGCCAGGCCAAGAUGGUGUGGGGCUGCCUGGCCCCCCUGGGCCACCUGGUCCCCCUGGACAGGUCAUCACUGUCUCCGGCGAAGAGAAGUCUUUGGUGGCUUUACCCAGUCUAGAGGGCAGACCAGGUCACGCUGGCUUCCUGGGCCCAGUGGGACCAAAAGGAGACCGGGGGUCAUCUGGGCCCCAGGGCCCUCCAGGGUUGAAGGGAGAGAAGGGGGAGCCCGGUGUCAUCAUCAGUCCGGAUGGGACUGUGGUCACUGCAAAGGUGAAAGGAGAAAAGGGGGAGCCAGGACUGCGGGGACCAAUAGGACCCUCUGGUCCCCAGGGACGACCAGGAAUGAAAGGAGAGAUUGGCUUUCCAGGCAGACCUGGACGUCCUGGCAUGAACGGGCUGAAGGGUGAGAAGGGUGACCCUGCCGAUGUCAGCAGCAUCCUGGGCUUGCGGGGACCCCCAGGACCUCCAGGGCCUCCAGGGCCCCCAGGGCCACCUGGCAGCAUAGUCUAUGACAACAGCAAUGCCUUCAGUGACUCUGGGCAUCCUGCACUGCAAGCCUUCCCUGGUUUCCAACAGUUUUCAGGACAAAAAGGAGAGAAAGGCGAUGCUGGAGCCCCAGGACCUCCAGGUCACUUCCCUUAUGACCUGAGUCACUUCAGUGCCAAUCUGCGGGGUGACAAGGGUGAUGCAGGUCCCAAGGGUGAGAAGGGUGAGCCAGGCAGCACUUCCCUCUACAAUCCCAGCAUCUCUGGACUACCAGGGCCUCCAGGGCCCCAGGGCUACCCUGGGCUGCCGGGUCCCAAGGGAGACAGUAUUGUUGGGCCACCAGGACCUCCUGGACCUCAGGGCCCCCCUGGUAUUGGAUAUGAGGGGCGACAGGGCCCCCCUGGCCCUCCUGGCCCCCCUGGUCCACCCUCCUUCCCAGGUCCCCACAGACAAGCUAUCAGCAUCCCUGGACCCCCUGGACCACCCGGACCUCCUGGACCACCAGGGACCAGUGAGAUGUCUUUGGGGCUGCGUGCCCUGCCGACCUACCAGGUGAUGCUGAGCGCCGCGCAUGAGCUGCCUGAGGGCAGCCUUGUCUUUCUGACCGACCGGCAGGAGCUCUACGCUCGCCUGCGUGGGGGCUUCCGACGAGUGCUGCUGGAGGAGCACACUCUGAUCCCCAGUUCAGCUUUGGACAAUGAGGUGUAUGACAAGCUGCCCAGUGUGCACUACGCCGGCCCCCAGCCCCCCCUGCAGCCCCAGGGACCCCUGCAUCCUCUGCGCAACCACGUCCCCCCACCCACUGCCCGACCCUGGCGCGGGGAUGAAGUGGUGGCCAACCAGCACCGCCUGCCUGAGCAACCCUUGCUCCACCACCAGCAUGAGCUCCUCAACAGCUACUACAUCCACCGCCGGCCGGAUCCGGCUCCUGUGGCUGCCCACGUGCACCAGGACUUCCAGCCUGCUCUUCACCUGGUGGCCCUAAAUGCCCCGCUGAGCGGCGGCAUGCGUGGCAUCCGAGGAGCUGAUUUCCAGUGCUUCCAGCAAGCCCGGCAGGUCGGGCUGGCUGGCACCUUCCGUGCCUUCCUCUCCUCCCGCCUGCAGGACCUCUACAGCAUUGUGCGCAGGGCCGACCGCACUGCUGUGCCCAUCGUCAACCUCCGGGAUGAAGUCCUCUUCACUAACUGGGAAGCCCUUUUCACGGGCAGCGGCGCCCCACUGAGAGCUGGUGCCCGCAUCCUCUCCUUUGAUGGCAGAGACGUCCUGCGAGAUGCAAGCUGGCCACAGAAGAGUGUCUGGCAUGGCUCAGAUGCCAAGGGCCGGCGCUUGCCCGAGAGUUACUGUGAGACGUGGCGGACGGACGAGCGCACUGCCACUGGCCAGGCUUCCUCACUGGCUUCUGGCAAGCUGCUGGAGCAGGUGGCCAGUAGCUGCCAGCAAAACUUCAUCGUCCUCUGCAUCGAGAACAGCUUCAUGACUGCUGCCAAAAAAUGACACCCUCCCAUUCCCUAGGUACCCCACCUACCCCCGGGGAGGGCUAGGCCAGCCUGCACCCUGGCAUCCCUCGGGUCCUCAGCCCCUGCCAUGUGCCUGACCUCACCCUGCAGGAUUUUUUUCCCACAGACCUGAAGCCAAAGAGUCACCAUCACCCCUGCCCUGAGUUGGCAGGGGCUUGUGUCCCACCUGGGGCAGGGCAGCAGUGGGAAAGCUGCCUUCCUCCUCUCGCUCCUCUUCUAACUCCUAAUAUUUAACCACUUAAGCUUGGGUCCCCCACCUGCUCGGAUGCUCUCUCCAGGGUGGCUGGGCAGGAGGAUGCUGUGCAGGAAGAUGUCAGCGCUGUGUGGUAUGCCGUCCUGGAAAGCCUGGGCUAGUUCCUCUGACCUGAUUCCUGCACAGCCCUGCAAUGACCUCACCAGGAGCUCAGGGUCAGACUCAAAUCCCCAUUGCUGGGGCUACAGGGCCUUCAUCCAAAACUCUGGCAUCCCACCCAAUCAAGGGACUGUCCCAUGGCAGCACCAAGGCUCCCUCCAGAUGCUUUUCAUCCUCCCCAGGUAAGGACCAGCCCGCCCAGUCCCCCAUCUUCACUUCCACCUCCCAGACAGCAGCUUGUGAGUGCUGUUGGAGGGCAAGAUGGGUGUGUCUGGUCCCCUCCAGCUCCUCUGCACACCCUUGGGCCCCCAGCCAUGCCCCUGCAUCCUGGGCACAGCCACAUCCAGGCUAGUGCAGGGACCAGAGCAGCCCUGACAUGGGGCCAAGGCAUGCCCUUGGCAUGUGCUUACAUGCAUGUGCGCAGUAAGUACAUGUGGUACUGAGGGCAGGCACUGCCAUCACCCUCCCUCCCUGGGCCACCUCUGCUGCACUCUAAGGGCCAAGGAGCAGCAAAGGUGGUUUGAAUUGCUGUGGGCAAAUCCAAGGUGCUAAGAAAAAGAAA